Molecule: messenger RNA, 1827 nt
Organism: Manihot esculenta (cassava)
Lineage: Eukaryota; Viridiplantae; Streptophyta; Magnoliopsida; Malpighiales; Euphorbiaceae
Product: cyclin-D1-1
Exons: 5
Coding region: 751-1665 (304 amino acids)
Biological process (GO): mitotic cell cycle phase transition; regulation of cyclin-dependent protein serine/threonine kinase activity
Cellular component (GO): nucleus; cyclin-dependent protein kinase holoenzyme complex; cytoplasm
Molecular function (GO): cyclin-dependent protein serine/threonine kinase regulator activity
Source: RefSeq, a predicted model, not a curated record
AGGAGAACUACAAUAAUUGAAGUAAACAACUCAGACAUAUUUGGAAGCACAGAGGUUUUUGCAGGGAAGGAACCAAUACAGUUGGGAUUUAGACACGAUUUUGUCUCUAAUUUUACAUUUUUCUGGUAUUACACAGGUAUUUCCAGUCUGUUGGAUUGAGUGUAAAUCCUGUGUAAAUCCUGCUCAGACCAUAUCGGUGCACUAAGAGGUAAUUUGCUCUAUUUAUAAAGAUCGACUCUAGUAACUGAAAUUGCUGAAUCCUCGAUCAGAAGAGAAUAGAACCGAAUCACUCAUCUCGACCUAAGAAAAAAGAUAUGUUUCAUGCAUUUUCAAUUUGUUAUGCAAGAAGUUGCAUCAUUUAAACGGAAACAGAGUAUCUCUCCUGAACUACUGCUAGAGACAAUACAAAUCCUUCAUUAAUUUUAGAUAAAAAGAUAGCAGGCUAAAGCUUACAUCAACUUUCUGCCAACUAAUCCCUGAUGCUGAUGUAGAUCUUUUAGCCAUGUAGUUGUAAUCUACCCUCAGACUGGCCCUACAGGAAUUUUGGCUUGUCCCCAAGGAAGCUUCAUGCACUUCCAUCGAAGCAAGAGGCAUGCAUAACAGUAAUGUCAUGUUAACAUCAAACGUAUAAUUACAUCCAUCUUCAACUAGGAACUUGACAAUGUUAGAACUGAAUAAAUUUUUUCUUUUCUGAAGCUUUCUUCAAACGAAGAUUUUUAGUUUCCAUUGGAAAAACAGUCAGAUCAUACAAUGUCUGUUGACUUGUACUGCAAUGAAGUAGCUAGUGAAUUUGUUUCCUCGGAGGCUGACAUUAACCCAGUUGAAAGUCUUUCUUCUAGUUUCCCAAUUGACGACGAGAGCUUCAUUGAUAGUAUAUUCGAUUCUGAGCUUGAUCAAAUGCCGGAAACCCAGUUAGUUACACGAUUUCUUGAGCUGCCGGAGAUUGUUACUGCUCGUCAAGAUGCAGUGAAUUGGAUGUUAAAGGUUCAGGCGUACUACCAUUUUAGGCCUGAAACUGCAUGUCUCUCUGUCAACUAUUUGGAUCGUUUCCUCUCAUUUCAUACUCUGCCGGAAGCUGGGAAAGGAUGGCCCCUGCAGCUAUUAGCAGUAGCAUGCCUAUCAAUAGCAGCAAAAAUGGAGGAAACAAAUGUGCCGCUGCUCUUAGACUUGCAAAUAUUAGAACCCAGAUUUUUAUUCAAGCCAAGCACAGUUCAAAGGAUGGAAAUUUUGGUUAUGGCCAGACUGAAAUGGCGAUUACACAUCAUCACCCCUUUCGAUUUUCUUCACUAUUUCAUUGAAAAACUUUCAUGUCCCAGUUCUAAUUUUAACGGUAGUAUCCAUUCUGUUCUUUCGCGUUCCUCCGAUCUUAUCAUCAGCAUACUAAGAGUGAUCAAUUUCUUGGAUUAUACCCCAUCUUCAAUUGGGGCAGCUGCAGUUCUAUGGGUAACUAAUCAAACUAUGGAUGACCCAAAACUGGGGUGCCUUCACAAGAGGGUGAACAAAGAUAUGGUGAAAAGAUGCUACAACCUUAUUAAGAAGAACAUGUCUAAAUUGUCACAUUGUAAUAAAGUGCUUAAUGUGACUAUCCAUGCAAGAUGCCAUGCUAGAAAGUUCUGCAACAAGGGAUUCAAGUCAAGCCACAGCUCGCCUCCAAACAAGUGCUAGAAAUUGUAAGUUGGAAACCCAUCAGAAGAUUUGAGUUUGCUUUUUAGAUUUGCCAAUUCUUUCUUUAAUAAAAAAAAUUGUAAGUUUUCUUUUUUUUGAUUUUGUGUUUGUGUGAUUCGAUGUGAAUAAGAUUUAAUAUGAUAAAAAAAAUUAUAUUUACAC